Gossypium arboreum is the source of this 1540-nucleotide messenger RNA. RefSeq lists its product as uncharacterized. The transcript is spliced from 3 exons. NCBI's taxonomy places the organism in Eukaryota, Viridiplantae, Streptophyta, Magnoliopsida, Malvales, Malvaceae. The record is from RefSeq and is a predicted model, not a curated record. The coding region runs from base 886 to 1446 and encodes 186 amino acids.
UCGAGUCGUUACAAGGCGAGUCGUGGUCGCAUGAGGAGAUGAGAUGUUCGGCUUCUAAGUCAGGUCGUCAUGUUUAGAUUUCUCUAGUUAGGUCACCAUCUGGACCAGGUCCCAAGACAUGUAGUUGUAAUAAUUUUUUUCUCCAGGCUGGUCGAAGAAGGGUUACAAAGUGACCAUUUUGAGAUGUUCACACGUGUUGAAUGCUUGAUGGCGGAUCUAAAUGGCAGUUUGAUUUUGAAACUUGUAGGAUACAUUUCUACCUAUUAGAGAUUUAAAAAAGAGGAACCAUCACAAAGAAGAUUAAUCGUCCCUCAAGUUUUUUGAAGCCCUAUUUUCUUACUUUGCUUGCAUUUGGUUGAAUCUUCUAUUGGUUUGCUUUUAAAAUCAUCAUUGGUCAAGAGGAGGAGCCACCUCUACUCAGUGUUUUUCAACAUAUCUAUCAACUGAAGGUUUGCAAUCAGGGGCUCUUGGUCGGAAUGGUGUAUUUUAGUACCUGAAAAGGGCAUGAGCCAAUCAUUCGUAACUGGUUGUCCAACCUUUGCCUCAAUCCUUAUAAAUACAUUAGAGUCAAGAAGAAAUUUGGGGGUGAUUUCGAGUUCCUAAUUAAGUGGGCAUUGCCCAGCAAAGUCAUUUGCCUCCAACACCAACCCCUCAACUCUGUGCUUGCCAUUGACCAAUAUAAAAGGCUGCAUAGGGGCCGUGUCUUAAGAUUGGAAAAUCUUUUGACUGUUAGGAAUAUCUUCUGUUAUUGCCUCUAUGAACAAAGCCCUAAUGGCUACCAAGCAAUUACGAAAGGUGUUGAAUCUGAUAGUGUUCUACCUAUUGAACUCGUAUGGUCGCACGAGGCCCCUGAUGACCUAGGUUUAAUUUUAUUAGGGAAAAAAGAUGAGCCUAAUUUUUUAUUCUUUCUACACUGUUGUUUCUUCAACGAAAUCAACCAGUUCGUUAGGUGAGCUCAGACACAUCAUGGAUAUAGACUCUCUUAUGCUAGAUUUGCAAGGAAAUAAGGACAUUGGCACUCCAGAGCAAGGGGUUGGUGGUAGUGGUUGUAAAAGGCAACAAAUGAAGGAGAAAUUUGUGAACACAGAACAUAGUAGCAGUACGAAUCGAAUCCACCAUAGGAGAGGAAAGGAAAUCAUUGUGUAUGGGGGAGAUAUUCUUGUAUCUUCUACUCCUACGGCCCUCAUGACCCUAAUGGCCUCGGUAUGCAGAUCUCUUUUUACGGGGCCUAACUUUGGAAUAAUUCAUAAUGUACCGCAUGUUUCCCUUCUAGGUUCAUUGCAGUUGACCUCUCUAGAUGGUGAGGUAAAUGCUUUCUUCCCUUGGAAGGAUCAUCUUGGUGUAAGGAGAUAUCCCUUUUGUCCCUAUGUAGUUAGGAAGAGAUGGGAGGAACACCUUCCCCAGUAUUGCGAGAAUAUGUGCAAGUGUACAUGGUUAUACAAGUAGUAAGUAUUAAGUAAAGAGUUAUUGUCUCCAUAGAAACUGUUGUGUGAAUUAUUCGUAAAGUUAAUUAUAAAAUAAUUUGAUUAAACAAAAUAAA